Messenger RNA from Spirodela intermedia, 18216 nucleotides. The record is from the annotation of a GenBank genome assembly. NCBI's taxonomy places the organism in Eukaryota, Viridiplantae, Streptophyta, Magnoliopsida, Alismatales, Araceae.
AUGGCCGAGCUGCAUCAGGGUUCUGCCGGCAACCCUUCCGGGGGACAAGUUGGUGACCAUUCGCUGCCAAGGUACUCGUGGGAUAGCGUGCUGCCAGGCCCUCCCAACCGAGACAACGGCGGCUGUGCAGACUGCAGCCCCGCCGGCCUCCUCGCGUACGGCGCCGGCAGCAGCGUGGUAGUAGCCGAUCCCCGAUCUAUGCAGCUCAUCUCCGUUCUUUCUGUGCCGGCACCAGUCCGGUCCGGCUCCUCCACUCCCUCGUCCUCCCUUGCGCCUUUCGUCACAUCAGUGCGAUGGGCGCCGCACCCCCUUCCCCGGGAUCUCCUCAUCAUUGACGAUCCCUCCACUUCCAACCUCCUCCUAGCAGUCGGAGACCGCCAGGGACGAAUUGCCAUCUGGGACUUCCGUUCCAGACGGGUUCUUCUGUGGCUCGAAUUCGACCCCUCCUCGGAUAGGGCCAGACUCGGUAUCCAGGACCUCUGUUGGGUGCGCUCCAGCUCUUGGAUCGUGGCCUCCAUUAGCGGACCAUCGCUCAUUGCUCUCUGGGACACUUCCUCCAGCCGGUGCAUCUGGAAAUAUGACACUUCCCCCGAGAUUCUCUCGUGUCUCCGCCGAGAUCCGUUCGAUGCCAGGCACUUCUGCGCCCUCAGCCUGAAGGGCUUCGUGCUCUCCGCCAAGGUUCUUGGUGGAGGAAGUGGGGAGGAAGUUGAUGUUGCCAUUAAGGAGUAUCAGGUACCAGUCGACCUGGCGGAGGUUCAGAGAAUGGAGAGAGAGGCAUCGUCCUCUGUGGCAUCGAGUUCGUCAGCUCCUGCCUCCGCGAUCUUUCCUCUUGCCCUGGCUAAGUUCUGCUUCUCGCCCCGGUGGCGGAACAUCCUUCUGGUCACGUUCCCUAGAGAAAUGAUCGUGUUUGAUACGCAGUAUGGUGCCUCCCUAUCCACUCACUCCCCCCCGCGUGGGUGCGGCAAGAUCAUGGACAUCAUGGCGGACCCUGAUGAAGAUCUCAUCUACUGUGUGCACCGCGACGGGAAGCUGAGCCUGUGGAACCGGAAGCAGUAAGGACUGCCCCUUUUUCCUGUUGGCGCAUUUUAAUGGAUUAUUUACCGUCUUGAACAGCCAUCAUUCGGAGUUCCCGUUAAAAAUUGUAGAGAAAAGAAAAAAAUCUCACUGAAUUCGUAAUUUGUCAAGAAUUUUUCCCCAGAGGAGCUUGUGACAUCCAACUAGCCGUCCUUUCAUGUUGUAUAUAAAGGGUUUCGGUUUUGAGAAGAUCGAAAUUCUUCUAUUGCUCACUUAUCAUUUAACAGAGGACGACCUAGCUGUUUUUUUCUGCCAUUGCUGAGGUUCGAGUGGACUGUUUAUUUACUUUUUCUUCAUCUCAUGGCUUUCGAGAUAUCUUGAUUAUUCUUGGUGAACGCAGUUCGGAGUUUCAUGAGGGGAAAGCUUGUUUGAUGGGCAUCAAUUGCCCAGUUAUGGUUUUGCCACUAGCCUUAUGAAUUCUUUGUUAGUAUUUUUUCGGAAUCGUAGCUGUGAGGCGGCAUAUUUUUGUUAAUAAUUUUAUUAGCUGAUAUCAAAAUGGCUUCAUCAAGUGUAGGUAAACUGUAGAAAAUUUAUCAGUCAGCCCAUGAAGGCUUGAGAGGAUAGGGCUUUGGUUAUCAUUUGGAAACUUAGAAAAGCCUACAGUAGGAAAUGUAAUAAAAAAAAAUUCUCGUAUUCCAGAAGAUGAGAGUUUGAGGGAAGAUAGAUUGAGAGGAUCCAGUAGUGUGCCAUCAGUGCUAAACAAGGCUUGCCAUCUUUUUCUGUUAUUGUCGAGGUGAACUUCUCUUUUCUCUUGUGUUUAAAUUGUUGGAGUUCACAGCCGAAUGUGUCAGAAGGCAGAGGGAUGAGGGACGCGAGAUGAGGGUAGAUCAGAUUGUUCCAAACAUACAAAUAGUCCUCUUUUUUUGUCACCUAGAGUGGGCUCAUGUUACUAUUCUCGUCUGUGGAAGAAAGGGACUGAGCAUCACUGGUUUGAUCUACAGCUUCUUGGAGAAGUCACCCGAUUACUGAAUAAUCCAAAGAGCUUAUUUUGAAUCUAAACAUAGAUUAGUGAAGUUAAAACAACUGCCUUGGUCCUGGGACACAAGUUGGGAAGUCUUCCUGUUUCUUCGGUUGCUGCUAUCCAUAUGAUACUAUAUUUCACAGGGAUUGAUUCAAACUACGACAAAAAGUUAAAGGUUAAUCAAUAGGAUUGAAACGUAGACUUAUUCAUGCAGAGAUUAACUACUUCUUUGUAAGGGAUCUUUUUCAAGUAUUCUUAUGUAUUAUUCUUCAUGCAUGAGAUCCCAAAGAUUGUUCCAAAGGUAUAAAAGGUUGUUCAAAGGAUUUUUUUUUAAAAUUGUUGUAAUUGAUGCAAAGGAUGUUGUGAUAUCAAUGAGGAGAAGUGUAGAAAUCAAUAAAGAAUGGAGGCCUUUGUGUAAUUAAGUUAAGGAAUUUCAAUCCCACAUCGCUUACAAUGUUGUUGUUGAAACUAAGAAUUGAAAAAGGGUGUUUUGCUAAAAGAUCAACAUGAGUACCAAUGAAUGAGAAGACUUAAGGCCUUACCCUUUGCCUUCAGUACUAGCGUUUCUAGUGUAGAGAGACGUUUGACAAGCUCAAGAUGCAGAAAUGGCUGACAGUGAACAUUUUCAGGGAAUUAUCAAAGGUUAUUAUUUUGGAAAUAUAAAUAGUGUGGGAUCCUAUUGAUCUUGCAAUAGUAGUGGCCGAGAUUUUUUAUUGAUUGCGUAGAUGAGAUUAGUUCCCGAGUCUCAGAAAGAAGCUUCUCAAUAUUGAGGUUCGGUAGCUUCUAUAUCACCAUGAUCUACUUUAAUAAUGGCAGAGGAGAUAGAUAGAUAUCUGGAAAUAGUAAUUUAGGCACAUGCCAUAGGUUCACAAUUUGGUCAACCUACCUCGUUAGUUAAGAUGGAAUAAAACAUGAGUUGACGCAGGUUUCCAAGGUCCUCUACCACCUCAAAAAGAAGUUUUUGCUAAGGAGAAUCUCACACAGCUCUCCAUGUGGGAUGCCCUAGCUUGUCGUUUAAAUUUCAUUAGCACAUCAUGCCUGUCGUUUAAAUUUCAUUAACACAUCAUGCUGCUUUUUUUACGGGGAACACAUUUCUUUAUGAUCGGAAAUCUAAUAAAAACUCUCCUGCGUGUCACAUACUAGCUGGCACUAUGGAGGAGAUAAGGAGAGGGUGAGAGUCAAAGUGGACUGUUCAACUAUCUAUUUCAAUAAAGCAGAAAUAAUUGGUAUUAGUAACAAGAAGAGAAAAUUCACAGUAUUUCCUCAAGAUUCAGUUGGUAGCAUGUUUUUCUAGCAGAUAUUUUACUCUUCCUUUAUUACAAGGAAGAGCUAGACUGUAUCAAUUAAAUGAAAAUUUGCGGAAAUCGUAUAAAAUAUUUGAAGGGUCGAAACUGAGCCUCUUUCAGCAGGAGGUAGAAAACUUUAUCUGAAAUAAUGAUGGACCACUACAUAAUGUUUAUAACUAGUUUUGAUGAAGCUGGUGUUGAAAAAUAUGGUAAUCUAGGAGAAAUAAUUCACCAUUGUGUAACAUGUUUCUUUCUCUAUCCAAAGAAUGAAAGUUCCACAACUUAAGUGAUGUUCCUGUGCAGAGAAAUAUGGAAACCAUAUCUUGAACCAGGAGCAUAAAAAACGAUAUACUUGUUUAAGCUAUUGAAUGUAAUGUGAAAAAGAAUAUGUCAAGUUGUCGAAAUAUAUGAUGACACGUAGACAGAAACCGAGGUCUUUCAGAAUUUCACGGCAUGUCCACGGCCUAAGGACAUUAAUUUGUAUAAUAUUAUUACAACAGUUGUGCUGGUGACCUAGGACUUCAUUGCUUAGGUGAUGAUGAGGUCCCUGGGUAAUGUAAUGAGUUAUCUUCACAUGUUCCUAUGUCUAUAUCACAAUGCCAUUUUUGUUUUCCGAUUGCAUUCAUAGAGUGGUAUUUACAAAUGACUGUUGUAGAAAAUUAGAAGAUAACUAAUAAGAAAUCUCCUUAACGGUUUAAUGGAUAUCUUGCUUGAAUUCUGGGUUAGAGUUGAGUUAUAGUGAAUAUCUCUAAUAAAAAUCUGGAAACUAGUGUUGUCUAAUAAGUUGGAUUGACUUUUCAGUUAUAAUCUUAAUCACAUUUUGCGUUAGGUUACAUAAUGUAUUCAUUGGAGGGGCUUUGAAUGUAUCAAUGUAUUUAAUACGCUCUCGACUUGCUUCCAUGAGGGAUUAUCAUUUUUUCUGGCAUUUAGUUGUGUCCCUUUGUUCUCUGCCCCCACCCAUAUUCCUCACAGAUGUUUUUUUUAAUCUGGGAAUCAUUGUAAAAUUUGUGAGUUAGUUUGUAACUUUGUGCAAAAUUAUAUUAUUGUGUGCAUAGUGGUGGUGCUCAUUGUGCCUUUUCUCAGUGAUGGACAGGUUCAUGUGUUGUGUACAGUGGAAGAUUUAAUGCCUACAAUUGGGACCCCAGUUCCAUCUCCUAGUGUCCUUGCUGUAAUCCUCUGCCAAUCUGAAUCCACCAUUCAAAAUGUUGGUUACCUUUCUCUCAAUUUACCUAGCAGCUCGUCAUUAACUUCUAUGACUAAUGAAAGACCCUUGGAUUUUCGCCAAAAAUCCACAUUCACUUCCAAGAAAUGCUUGCUAUCUAUUACUGAUGAUGGGAAAAUAUGGAAUUGGCUCCUAGUUUCUGAAUUGGCAAGAAAUGGUGAGGAUACUGGGCCAAAUAUGAUCUUGCCUUGUGACAACAUUGGAGAUAACGUUCACAGAAUCCAGUGCGGGCCAAGAGAUACUUCUAAUUGCAUACAAGGGUCCAAUGAGGGUGAACAACAGGAGCUGGAGAAAAGCAUUAUCUCACAGAUGGCUGGCUCAUGUCCCAGUGAGAAACUUCUUGUCAAGGUUGGAAACUAGCUUAUCGAGCUUUGUCUCUCUCCUAGGCUAAUCGCUAGAUGUGGCAUAUACUUUCCUGUGGUGUGUAUUCUUGAUUCUUGAUUCUUGAUUCUUGUGUAGGUUAAUUUUCUGUCUACUAGGCUUUGGCACUUUCUUCAAUAGAUAGUCGCAAGUGGUAAAAAAGAAGUUACAAGUGUCUGCAACAAAAUAUUAUAAAACCACCAGAACAUCUUAAUUUUUUUAGUUAAAGUGACAAGAUGUAGAUUUAACUACGCAGCCCACUCUCCCCAAAGUGACAGAGCCAUCUCAGUGCUCCUUUUACAGUUUCCAUUCCGUGUCAGUACGUGCAUAAUUGUUCAUUUUCUAUUAUACCAGAACGCCAUUUGUCAUCAACAUAUGAUGAAUUAGAUAUAUGCGUCUUGUGAGUAUGGAUGGAAACCCCAGAUUCAACUUUGAAUUCAUGUUUUCUGCCACAUUCUAUAUAGUAUUUCGGGAUGCAAGACAGUGUAAGGAAAGAUAGGGUUUCCCUGCUAUCUAAGGCAUCUCCAACUACGAAAAUGUUCCCAAGUAUCAUUAUUCACUAGAACAGCACAAUUAGCAUAGGUGAUACAUCAAUGUCCAUUUACGUUUGGCUUCUCCAGCGGCUGUAAAGAACUAUCUCGCCUAACCCAGCCGCAGGCCUUCUCUAAAUUCAACUUGAGGACAAAAUCUCUCCGAUGCAAACAUUUGUAACCUACAAAAAUACUUUUUUGACCUUGCUAACUCUAGAUGAAGGAAAUUUACUUCCAGAGAUCAUCUCUGGUACAUCUAACAAACAUUUUUUCUUCGACUUUAUUUUUUCUUGCUUGUUGAAGAUUUCCUUUCGUAUCGUUUACCAUUGAAGUUGAGAAUGCUUAUGGUUUUUCCUUUCAGAUCAGUAUGAUUGGCCAACUUCAUCUCUUGUCAUCAACAGUGACUACUCUAGCUGUCCCUUCUCCAUCUUUAACUGCUACUUUGUCUUGUAAGCCUUGUUCUGCCAAUAUUCAUUUUCGUUUUUGAAUUUACAUUUGACGUUUUGUGAAUUAAAAAUGGUGGUGUAUAUUUUAAGCUAAUCUGAUAUGCAUCUUUCAAGGUGGGGGCAAUAGUCCAGCAGCAGCUGUUCCACUUGUUGCCUUGGGGACCCAGAGUGGGAAUAUCGAUAUCAUUGAUGUUUAUGCGAAUGCAGUGGCUGCGAGCUUUUCUGUUCAUAGUAGCGUAAUCAGAGGAUUAAGAUGGCUCGGCAAUACUCGGCUUGUGUCAUUUUCGUACAUUCAAGUAUGUGAGACUCAUUGAUAGGGUUUGUUUCUAUCAGCGAAAACUUGUCUUUGGAUUAUUAUGAUCCUCGCCUCUUUCAAACAUAGUCGAAACAUUUGCAGUCAUAUCUUAAUAUUUUUACUAGUUGCACAUUUCAAUAUUGAAAAUCUUAUGAAGCUUGUCUAUGCCAAAUUUCUUUGGAUUUAUGGCAUUACUGUAAUACGAGCCCCGGACUUUGGAAAGCAACACUUGCAAUAAUCAAGAUAAAGUGUACUCUAUGAGUGGCUGAUACCCGUGACGUAAUAAUUCUUGAGGCUAACUUUACAGAAGCACCUUGCUAGGGUGGUGAUCAUACUUAUUUUUCCAAUUUUUUUUUGUUUCUUCUCCUAUUAUUCUAGCACUGAGGAAUCUAUCUCUUUCCCUAGAUCAGUUUCCUUUUUAUAUCUCUGUUGCCAAGGAUUCGAUCUCUUUCUCUAGUUUUGUGCUUUUUUUGUUUAUUGUCCCUUAUAGGGAGUUCGUAUGAUACAGAACCCGAGUUUUUAGAUGGUCUUUUUGACUGGUUCAUUCUUUACGUCAAGUUCACAAUAGGUUACUUUAUUGCAAUGAGUGACUCUUUGUUAUCUGUCUGGAUUUCAAAAAUAUGGAUCUAAAAUUGGAAAUUAGGUCUUGUGUCAGCUAUGUCAAAAUCCGCAAGAGCAUUUUAAGCUCACUUCGAUUGGGAGGAAAUCAAUGAUUACUUACAGAGAUAUGCAACCUUCUUAACUGCAGGAGAAUGACUAUCUGAUUGUUUAUACUUUCUUUAAGUAAUUUUCUUUAUAUUAGCAAUACUCAGCUUGUAACAGUUCUUAAGAAUUUCAAUGACAUUCCUUCAUCGUUCUGUGUAAUCGAGUCUAAUAAUCUUUUACUUCAUUUAGGCCAAUGACAAAGGAGGUGGGUUUACAAAUAAGCUUGUCGUGACUUGUGUUAGAACUGGCCUCAAUCGCCCUUUCCGUGUCCUACAAAAGCCAGAACGUGCCCCAGUUAGAGCUCUGAGGGCUUCUUCAUCCGGAAGGUGAUUUCUUUUAUCUCAUGUUUUCCUCAGUUUUGUGUAGUGUUCAGAUGAUUAUUUCUACUUUUAUCUUGAACGAUGGGGUGUUCUCUUGCAACGCUUGUAAGACUACACUUUUCUAAGCCAUCAAACAUUAGCAAGUUAUAGUUACGGCGGGUCCUAACCUUGAUUUUUUUUUUUAUGAUUGGGCCCCAGAUUGAGCUGCAUUUCACUUAGAUAGUUUGGUUAUCAUGCGUCCUGAGUUUUAAGCAUGUGCCAAUUUUCCUAUCACAAAUAACUGGUUAGUGUGGCCUGAAAACUCUAACAACCUUGUGCUCCUUGUCAUUUGUUCGUGUAGUUUGGAAACUCUAAAACGUUUCCUCUUCAUUAAAGUGCGGGAUUUUCUGCUGUGCGCCAUAUUUCUUGUUUCUUCCAUAUUCAAGACCACAUUUCGGCCACCAUGUGCGGUUGUCAUCCCCUUAAUACAUCCGGGUGUUCAUCAAAUAUUUAUCCAACGUUCAGUUACGGUGUGCAAUGAUGCAAUGAGUCAUCAUUUUUGAUGAUGCUCUACCUGUUUUGUGAAAGCAUCUCAAAGAUGCAAUGAGUCAUCAUUGUUACGGUUAUAUCUGAUAAGAAAUAUCCUCCUUUUCUUGUCGAGAAUGGAGAUCCUACGCAUGUAGAUUGCACAGAAACAACUAUAAAAAGGAAAACAGAAUCGUCGGCAGAAAUGUCAAUUUUACUAUGUUCGAAGAGGAAAUCAGUAUUUGCAUCAAUGCUUUAAGUUUGUUUCAGGUUUUUACAGUUUGGCUUCUUUGAAUUUCAGGUAUCUUCUUAUUCUGUUUCGUGAUGCUCCAGUUGAGGUGUGGAUGAUGACAAAAAAUCCGAUAAUGGUAAAACGCCCGGUCUGUCUAACCUGGUUCUUUGUGUAACCUGUGGUCAUUAAUGUUUUAUAGGAAAUUUGUUAUUGUCGUCACGCUCCCAUUGUCACCUUAGUGACGUAUUAAUGAAGAUAAUAAUAUACAUUUCUCAGUAUCAUGUUGAUAUAGAUGACGAAGGUGAACUACAUUUUCACUAUUUCUUUAUCUUAGUUGAUUACCUUGAAAAGGAGGCAUAACAUAUUAUAAGAUGACGAGCAGCUAACUAGAUUCUUCACCCUGUUUUAUUUAUUGCUCUAGUACGUGGAAAUGAUACAAUUUUCAUUUAUCGGUUGGGCUUUACCUUUUCUUUUAUCUUGCUAAAAGUUUCAGGCGUAGAAACAUUGAAAUUUGCAUAUUGUAUCAUUCCCAAAGGGUUUAUUUGAAUAUAUAUGCUCUUGCAGCUUAGAUCGUUAGCUCUACCUUUUACAGUAAUGGAAUGGACACUUCCAAGUGCACCUCGUCCUAGUCAGAAUGGAACUUCUAUGCAUACCGCAUCUUUCUCAGGAGAUCAGCUGUCGGUUGCAGAUACAGUGCAGAACGCAUCUGCUUUAAAAAGUAUUGAGGGCACAGUUUAUUCAUGCUGAUUAAUAAUUUAUGGUACAUUUUUUGUGUUUCAACCUGAUUCUUCAUGUGUUCCUCUGAUGUAUGCCCAUUGACUGUUAUGUUUAUAGAAGGAACAACCUCUUCUCCCACAGAUGACACAUCUGAAAGUUUCGCAUUCGCACUGGCAAAUGGAGCUCUCGGUGUGUUUGAGGUUCACGGGAGAAGAAUACAUGAUUUCAGGUAUUUAUUUCUCCUUCUUACUUUGAACUGCAGUAUUUUGUUGAUAUUGUUCAUUGGUCUGUUCUAGAAUUUGUUUACUUGUUUCGCAUUUCUUUCUCAGAUUUGGUUGUACCUUGUAGCCAUUCACGGCAAAGAUAAAUAAAAGGAUUCAUAAGUAUGCAUUUAGAACUCAACCUGUACAAGCACAUAUGUCGGUAGUAGUCUACACAACUAUGAUGUAUAAUGGUAGUUCCUGACAUGAUAGGGCCUAUUUAUCCCAUAUUUUCAUGCUUUCACACUUGAAUAAGCAAUUGCUUCACUUAUUAUAAUCCCUCAAAGGAUUGCAUGGAGGAUGAACCGCCAUGCUUUGCAGUUGUCUACGAAUUUUCGACCUUCUGAGCACCAAAUGCCAUCCUCAACCUCUCCAUAACUCCUUCAAUAGUACCGUAAGAUACCAACUUAUCAUUGUGUAGAAUAGUUUCUGUCAGGGAUGCCAUUUAAAAAACUCCAAGGAAAAGGUGAUCGCGUCAUUCUUUUCAUACAGCUCUGAAGAAGUGUUUAUCUCGUUAAAACGAUUAACUGUUUUGCCACAGGUGAGAAGAUGUUAUUGUUAUAUUCUUUGCAGGGGGAUGUUCAAUUAUCAUGCAGAUGACAAUCUCCUGAUUUGAUGUGCCCCAUGGUGUCCGGUUCCUAGAUUAGGUUUUUUUUCCUUUUUUUGUAUUUCCAUCAAUCUUUCAUAGUGUCUGAUUCCUUGGUCAGCUUGGUGUCUUGACUUUCAGUGUCAUUGAACGUUCUGCUGGUAGGCCAAGAAUUUCUUUCGGUUCUCUAAUCCCGUCCACCACGAUUUUCUUUUCAAGUAUUGGGCACUAUAACCCUUCGAGUGAACUGUGGCCAAGAAAUUUGUUGUUGCAAUGAAAGUGGUCCCUGUUAUACAGAAGAUUGAGGUUGCUCAAGUGGGUCUAAGAUCCCACACACAAGUCUUCCAAAGUGGCCAUUUGCUUCACGGAGAAAAAUCAUUCUCGAGUCCCUUUUCAACUUGUAAACAUGCAUGAAUCCUAUCUUAUGAAGUCAAGAAGGCGAAUUCAAUUUUCAGCAAUUAAUAUUCUUAAACAUUUUUCAUCUAGCUCCUUCUUUGAGCAACUUAGGUCAGUCGUAUUUGACCUCUUGCCUGGUGACCCGAGUCUGUUGGUUCUCAUAAUACGUCAGACAUAUGCAGAUUACUAUGAUGGGUGUGAAAUAGACCAAAUUAAUAGGAUCAUCUCACAUUGAUGUUCCACAUUGAUCUUGUUGAAAGUGGCAUAGAAUAUUUUUCCGAUUAGUGACCAGUAAACCACGAUGUUUGCCCUCCAUCGACCUUUCUUGCCACACGGCCGAAGGAAACACCUGCGAAGUCAAUAAGCAUGGCCAUAUGAACUCUAUAACAGGAGGUCGUUAGUCAAAUUGAUAUGCACGUGUCAAUUGGUCCGUGAGUCUGGUAACUUUGUUUGAAAAUGUGCGUGGCUAGCUGUUGUCGAGGUUCGGCACUGUUCUUCUUAUGUCUGGCAUUCACAUAAUUAUUGAUUUGCGGAUUACAGAUUAGAAACUUCAUGGUCUAUAUUUUUAUCUAGCAUUGGACUUUGCAUCUUCCUUGACAUUGACUUCUAUUUUUUCGCUUGAUCAUUGUCUAUGUUGUAGACCAAAGUGGCCUUCAUCAUCAUUUGUUUCAACAGAUGGACUGGUCACUGCAAUGGCAUAUCGCCUUCCACAUGUAGUAAGUUCAAGAUCACCAAUUGGCUCUUUUCAGUGGAUAGUUUUUCUCAAAGUUUUUUGGGUGUUUCUCCUUUAUUGUGUGUCGUCUGCAGGUUAUGGGAGACAGAUCUGGCAACAUUCGUUGGUGGGACGUAACAACUGGUCUCUCAUCAUCAUUUAACACUUAUAGAGAAGGAAUAAGAAGAAUAAAGUUCUCACCUGUUGUCACUGGGGAUCGUAGCAGAGGACGAGUAGCUGUGCUGUUCAACGACAACACAUUCUCAGUAUAUGACCUGGUCAGUAUAAAGCGGAAGGGAAAGCUUAUAAAUAUAAAAUCAUUGAUGCGUUCUGAUCCAUCAUUUAAAUUAUUGUUUCUGAAGAUCCACCUGAUGCUACUGAGGUUGUCUAGAAAACACUGAUUUCGAGUUUUUGGGGCGCAAUUAUGUGCUGUUGGAAUUUUCAAUCACCUCUUGUUAAAUUCUUUCAAUGCAGCUGUAAUUAUAUCACAUGCCAUAUGCAGGCUGUCUUCUUUUAUUGAUCUUGAGUCUUUUCUUAAUAUUCUAAUGUGCAGGAUACACAGGAUCCAUUGGCCAAUGCCCUGUUACAGCCUCAGUUCCCGGGCACCCUUGUUCUGGAACUUGAUUGGUUGCCGACACGAACCCACAAAAAUGAACCAUUCGUUUUAUGCAUUACUGGGGCUGACAGUAGUUUUCGUCUUAUUGAAGUCAAUAUGUACGCUUACCUUUUAAUUUUAAGUUUUUUUGCGUUAUUUAUAAGCAUGUAGCUUGGAGAAGUUCAAUGAUGGACCUCUAACAAAUGCAUUCUAUCCAUUUAUUAGUUUUCUCUCUUCAUUCCAACAAUGAGAAAUUUUUCUUUCUGACCAAUGAUGAGAGCUUUCUAUUGACAGAAAUUUAUAUCACGCUGGAAUCAUAUAUAUAUCUUAUGGACGAAAUUAUUUUGAUCAUUGUUUUUCUCUGUGAUAUUUGACAUAAUUUAGAUGUCCUUCAAAGUUUUGUUUAACACCAGGUUCUCUCAUCUAGUUAACCAGUUGAGGACCAAUGCACCUUUCCAUUGAAAAGUUAACUGUGUACAAGCUGAUCCUGGAUAUGGAUGUUCACUGCUCGGUGUGCUUUCGUGCGCUUCUUUGUGAUCAUUUUGGUGUCUGGAAUAUGAAUGGUUUGACCUAGAAAACUGGGUCUUUCUAAAGCUUUAAAAUAUUAGGUCAAAUUUCAAGGCAUGACAAUUAAUGGAAUUAAUGGAGAAUUUCAAGAAUACGUGUGGAUAGUACUUUUCGAUUCGAAUAGUACUUAAGUUAAUGAGAUGUUAUAUUUGUUGAUGGGAUGUCUCUAGUAUAUUCCGAGUUAUGUGACUGUGUCUAGAACCUUCCAAGGUCUGUUAUAAAUAACAGACCCCACUCUCUUUGAAAUGUAAUUUUGGUGUGUUCAUUUUGAAUAAGAGAAUACUUUUCUCUAUGGGCUCUGGCGUCACUAUUCAACGCACCAAACCUGAUUUUAUCUCCAACAAUAUUUUAUAAGUGCAGGCAUGAGGAUUGAAUUGUCAUGAAAAAACACGUGAAUCUGUCAUUUUGGGUUGCUCGUGUUACUAGUAGAACCACACAAUGUUGGGGUAGACAUCACUGGUGUACAUCGGUCUUUUGAGAGACCUGAGGAUACAUAAAUUAGUUUUCCUUUUCCUUUUGCUCUCUAAUGAAUACGUAGUAUUUUCCCCUUCAAGAGAAGGCAUCUUCAUCUUCCUAUCACUGAUGUCUUUCCUUUUGUUGCCUUUUUUCUCCCUCUCUCACUCGACUCCUUGAAUUCUUUGGAGGACGACAGUACACAAUAGCUGAAUUGCGUGGGUUCAGACAAAUAUUGGGACUUGGUUCUAAUAUAUGAUGCAAACCCUACAAGGAUAAACAGUCGGGAAAAAUCUCUUCUCCUGAUCGAAUCAUAGAAAAUUCUCUAGUUAUAUACGUUAACCCUGGCCACAAAAGUUGGAACCUGACAAACUAGGAAACUGCCCGACUUGGAAAGUGGCCAACAGAAACUAUCUCCUAAUUACACGUUUUUCCCACACAUCCUACCAGUCAAUCCUUAGAGAAUUACAGAUAAGUCUGGCUUCUUUGUGUUUUGCCUAUUAUUUUGAAAAUAGUAGUAACAUGGUCGCAAAAACUGCUCAAAACGUGCCUUGACAAUAAUCUUUUAACGGCUUAACUUUAUGUUUAUCAGACUUAAGCUUCUGAUUCUUUCAACCCUCACCCAAAAACGUUUGAAUUUCUACCACUUGGUGAACUAGGUUUAAAUUUGAAGUGUUACGGUGAGGACAUCAGAAUUCUACUACAGAAUAUAUGAAUUUUUAGCUAGUCUAUGCAUUUCUUUUUCUAUUUUUGUAUUCAUUUGAGCUUCUAUUAAAACAUAGAAUGGUGGGUAACGAACAUAUCACAGACUCUAACGGUAUUCGUUCGAAUAUCUAGUAGUUACUUUUCCUUAUUCUGUUUUGAAGAAAUUAUGCAAGGACAAAGAUGCGACCCCAGCCGAAAGUUCUCAAGGAGAGAUUUCGACCUGUACCUUUAUCUCUACCUAUACUAUUUCCUACGCCACACGCCCUGGUAAUUUGGUUCGCUUUUCAUUACAUGCAUGUAUUCGAAACUAUGCAUUGGUCAUACUAUUGUUCUGCUACAAUGAGUAUAAAUGUUUAUCAAUUUAUUUUUGCAAGGGUGGAAUCUUUCAGCAACUUGUCAUUGCCAAUUUUGAUGGAUAGUAUAACUUGUCAUUGUAACCAAGCUUUCUAACAUAUUCGGUUUUCUACCUUCCACUGCAGGCAUUGCGAAUGAUCCUGCAGUUAGGUGUAAAACCAUCUUGGUUCAAUUCAUACAGUCCAAGUAGAGAUGCCGGAGAUCUUCGCAGUUAUAUGAUUGAGUCGACUCUUCCAGCGGUUGGUGACCCUGUAGUGCCGGAAUUACUUCUGAAAAUCUUAGAACCCUACCGUGUAGAAGGUAUAUCAUCUGUGUUGCGUAUUAGUUGGUGUUUCUUAAUCAUUUUUUCUGCUCCAUGGAUUUUGAUGAAUUAUUCAUAAACGCUUAUUUAAUUUUCUUAUGAAUUGAAGGUUGUCUACUUGACACUGAGAGAGCUAGAUUGUAUGCAUCUAUAGUAAAUAAGAGCUCUGCAACUAGGUUUGCCUUUGCUGCUGCAAUGUUUGGCGAGUUUUCAGAAGCACUUUUCUGGUUACAGCUUCCUAAAGCUCUUUACUACUUAAUCAAUAAAUCAUCACGAAACUCUGCUCAUCAAAGUUCUUCAGCAACAGCAAUCUCGGGUGCUGAAACGUUUUCUACUUCGAACCAGAAAACAUCCACAGAGAAGCCAGAUUUAGGCAGCAGGAUGAAUGUUGAAAAGGUGAUCUUACUAAAGUUCACAAUGGCUGUUAACUAUCUUCAUAUACUCGUGAAACUUUCACAGAAAGAGUUUUUGAUCCUAAUAUCUUUUUAUUUAUUGUUUCCGUAUUAAAUCGUUGGUCCUUUUAUUUUGUGUUUCACGUUGAUCUCCAUCUACUGUUUUUGCUCAUUGAGGAUGUAUUUGUUAACAGAAAUAUGGGCCGCUUACUUUAAUGGCUUUUGAGAGAGAUGAAUUAUGGUCAAGUGCGAAAGAACGGAUUCCUUGGCAUGACAGAUUAGAUGGAGAAGAUGCAAUACAAAAUCGUGUUCAUGAGUAAGAAAUUCCUCGCAACAGUUCUAGCAUAUGUUAUGGUUGUAAUGUCAGUUUUUAGCCUUGCAAUGCAGUGAAUUUAUGGUGUAAUCAAUAGGUUGGCGAAUGACGAAUUCCCCGAAAAAGCUAGUUGGCAAUAGAGUAGUUUAAUAUACCAAAUGGAGAAAUGUGCCCAUAAAAUAAAGGAAAAACUGAAUGAGAGAUUUGCAACAAAAAAAACAGGUAAGAAAAGCUGUUUAUUGGAUUAAACUGCCUCCGUGAGUAAUCAUACUAAGAAUAAAAAUAUCAAGAAUGCUGUAGCUUAAGCAACAUCCAUGAUCCCUUGGACUUUGUAAAGACUACUACGUCAUCAGUUCAGUUAUUCUGAAUAUUUUUCAUUUACGUUGUUUGUGUUUUCAUUCCACCGUUCUGUCAUCAGUUCUUUCACACGGAUCUUUCACACGGUAAUACAGCGCGUCCUUUUGCUGAUGAUGCUGUCUUUCUAUUUUUGCAAUGAAACGAUCUCAGCUGCAGUUUGCUAGUUUCACCUCCACGUAUGUAUAAAACCAUAUAAAUAUGGUUGUAACAUGCUGAUAUAAAGGCUGUGAAUGGAUUGAUGAUGUCAAUACCGUAAAAGGCUCCACUGUGCUAUAAAUUUUACAUUUAUGAUUUCUCAACUGAUAAUUACUUGGCAUUCUGAAGGAUCGUGAAGUUUUAUUGGAUGGUGAAAACGUCUUAUCUGUGUUGUAAAUUUUUGACCAUUUGAAUUUCAGACUUGUUUCCAUUGGAAACUUGGAAGCUGCAGUGACGUUAUUGCUCUCUACACCUCCUGAAGGGACUUACUUCUAUCCAAAUGCUCUGCGUGCAGUAGCAUUAUCUUCUGCCGUGUCAAGGUCUUUACAUGAAUUAGCUGUGAAGGUAAGUCUCAGUUCUUACAUGCUUCUUAUUGACCCAUUCUUCUCUGCUGAAAAGCUGAAAGAUAUUUUCCUUUUUAAUGUAGGUUGUUGCUGCCAAUAUGGUGAGAACUGACAAAUCAUUGUCUGGAACUCACCUUCUUUGUGCUGUCGGAAGAUAUCAAGAAGCUUGUUCCCAGGUUUCGUCUUCUCCUUUUCUCUCUUCAAUCCAUUUAAGACAGUCGUCACUUAUGUAUUACCAGUCAUCUCUCUCCACCCGACCCUAUGUUUACUAAAAAUAUAAAAAAGAAAUGACAAGGAUUAGUUUGGCAUUUCAUUUUAGAGUCCUUUCUUCUGGUAAUGGGAACUAGCUUCAAUGGAAACUACUGAUACAGUUCUGGGAACAAUAGACAGAGAAACCCAGGAGGUACAAGUCGCUGAGUUUCAAUCACCAGGUCCCGUAGAACCCUAGCGCCUGCUACGAGAGCCCUUCUCGCCCAGAAACUCGUCGGAUUUUUCCUACCUUUUGUCUGUCCUUUGCGUGCCCUAAUAUCCUCCUUGAGAUUACCUAUUUUCUUUUCUGACUCACUGAUUUACUGAGGGCAUCCCUGUCUUUCCUGUCUACGCUGAUAUAUGCGCGGUCGGAUUGUAUCAAUUACCUAAUUGGAAUCAGGUAUCUCUUACUGUGUCCAGGCCUAGCUGAUUCUUUGAUGCAGUUGGUCAAUGCACAGUUUACUCUGAAUAUUCGUAUGUAGUUCUUCAUUUAUCAUCAUUGAACUUUAUUUCGAUUGAGUGAACUUUUAGAUAUAACCUUAGAAAUUUUUUAUUUCCUGAGAUCAAGGUUGAUUAAUGCAGUAUCAUAGUGGAACUCACAAAGUCGCUAGUCAGACCAAUUUGAAUCAACUCAUAUGACUUUAUCAGUUAAAGAUUUUAAAUAAUAGAUUUUCUCUAAAAAGGCUUACUAUAUCUCUCUGUGGUUUCUACUCUGAAUCGGGGAUUGAAAUAAGCCACAACCUCGGGGAAAUCCUGCCCCCUCAAAGAUUAUGUAUCUAUAUAUCGAGCAAACGUUUCAGCCCUUCGAUUUAGACCCUUUCUGAUGUCUGAGUUACCUGUGUUGGUUCCUGGACGAAAAAGGUUGCAUCAACUAAAGUUUAAACUCCUACUGUAUUGUGGGGUUUGCAUUCUGUGCUAGUUUCUGUAUCCACCAUUGUCUACCCAUUGUUAUGCAUGUGAAACAGUCGUCGUGCCACGUACCUGGGAUCAGUGUCACGUACUUGUCCAUAUUCAGCGUAUUCCAACACUUUCUUCUUUGGACUUGCGAAGUGAACUCAUAUAAUGCAUUUCAACAGCUGUAGGUUGAUUUAAUGGCAUUCGAUGAUGAUUUAUUUCACUGCAGCUACAAGAUGCUGGAUUCUGGACAGAUGCUGCGACAAUGGCUGCAACCCAUUUGCAUGGAUCUGAUUAUGACAGGUCCUUCCUGCUAUUCUCAGCUAGGGUACUUGUUUGUUCAAUUAUAAUUAUUCCGCCUUAGAUGUACAAAAUCACUUCAUGUAGGAUAAUGCAUUGGUUGUUAGAGAAUCUUUAUUAGAGUUACUGAACUAUCCAACUCAAAACACGUGGGCAAUAUCUUAAUGAUCUUACGUCUAAAGAUGCUUGGGUUUUGGUGAAAAAAAAGUGUGUGAGUACAUCUGGACUAUCGUCCGGGCUAGAGAAACAUCCUGUUAUAAGAGUAGUGGCUUUAUUGUCUAUUGAGGAGCAGUGAAGGGAGACAUUGAGAGGCUUCCCCUAUCAAAAUAGAGGGCAGUUAAUAGAAGCACUCAUCCAGGAAAGAAACCUCCCUUCAAAGUUAGUGUCCCACAUUUAAAUUAAUUGCCAUAUUAUUUUCAUAGUGGCGCCACUGAGAAACUCUUCCGAAGGUCCAGAACCAGGGAGCUCAAACGACACUAAUCAGCAUUUGGGCUUAGUUACCUAGACAAUACAAAUGGUGUGUGAAAUCCAAGAACAAUCAUCAGUUAAAAUCCCCAUGUUAAACUUUGUAUCUAGCUCAAAAUUAAUUGGCAAUCAUUGGGGUAAGCUAUCUUCAUAAUCACAGGUUUACUUUUGUAGUUAGUAAUAUAGAACUACUGUUGAUGAGUAAUUCACAUUGAACACGUACAAGACAUGCAUUAAGAAAUUGGACUUUAAAAGUUAGGACUUGAAAGAAGAAUAUUAAAGAUAUAGAGUUACAGGGAUAUGUUGGGGAGAGGGUGACGCUUACCUGAUACUUCUACGAAACGCUAUGUAAAAAAGGAAUGGUGCCACCAAACUAGUGCUCCUGGUUAUGAUUGAACGAUCAAAUAAUUGGGAGAGCUUGCAGAUUAUUUUGGGCAACAGUAUGACCAGAGAAAAUUCCCGUUGAAAGAUUUGUAUGCAAAAUGCAUUUUCCAGAUGAUUGUGUAUAAAACUAAUCUAAAUGGAGAAAAUUCAAAGAAACCUACAAAGUAAAGCAUGUAGUCCUUAUCCGGGACACUGUGUUUGCUUAUUUUACAGGAAUUCCAUAAUGCAUAGUUCCUUGUGUACUUUAGCCAUUGUUUGCAUCCAAAAAAAAAAAAUCUUUAGACAAUUUUUUCGCUCAUGCAGAGUGUUGCAGAGAUGGGCAAACCAUAUCCUUUGCAAUGAGCAUAACAUUUGGAGGUAAUGUCUUCUUUGGUGUUCCUGGGGUGGAAAUAGUAGACGUGAUUGCUUCUAUCGUAGUAACGCCAUAAACAUUCAUUGCAGGGCGUUGAUCCUGUAUGUUGCUGCCGGGGCAAUGCGCGAGGCAUUAGCAGCACUUCGAGAUUCCCAGCAGCCAGAUGCGGCUGCUCUGUUUUUACUUGCUUGUCAUGAGAUACACCAAGAAAUUGCCUUGAAUUCGGGACAUCUAGAUAUGACACCAGAAUACCAGAACGAGGACAAGAAAAAAAUCAUCUUACCCUGCAUGGAGGAUGAGCAAGAUGUCAUUGCUGUCAGUGAGUAUUAUGGACAGUAUCAGCGGAAACUGGUGCAUCUUUGUAUGGAUAUGGUCCCGUCUUUUGAUUGA